This is a messenger RNA of Raphanus sativus (radish), 378 nucleotides long. Its product is annotated as B-box domain protein 31-like. The record is from RefSeq and is a predicted model, not a curated record. Bases 1 to 378 code for a protein of 125 amino acids. The transcript has a single exon. Lineage: Eukaryota; Viridiplantae; Streptophyta; Magnoliopsida; Brassicales; Brassicaceae.
AUGUGCAGUAGUAACGUGGAAGAAGAGAAAAUAAGAAGAAGCAGAAAGAGAAGAGGAGACUGCAGAACAUUCUGCGAGGAACCGAUUUACCGGACGCGGUGUUCUAUAUGUGGAAUAACAGAUGUGUUUGUCUACUGCGCUGCGGACGCCAAGUUCUUCUGCCAUGGAUGCGACGUAAGGGAACACUCCUUCUCUAACUAUUGGUCUUGGAGGCACGUGCGCCGCAUGGUUUGUUCGGUUUGCCAGUGCUUCAAUCGCACUUUAUUGGUCGAAGAUUUCUGCUACACUUUACCAGAGUUGACCAUCCCAAUUGAAGUACCACAAGCCGAAGUUGAAAUCGAUGAGCCAAGCAAUCUUCUUGAUUCCGGUGAAGAUUAA